AGGUAACUUAGGGCAGGUUUGGUGUGUUGACGCAGCGUGAGAGCCUUUGCGGUACUUGCCGUGGCUAGAAUUUGGGCUAUCGAUACCGACGACAAGCAACGUCCGACGACCUCAAGACACCUCGAAACUUUGCAACAUGACCAAGAAAAGAAGAAAUGGCGGCCGUAACAAGAAGGGCCGUGGCCACGUCGGUUUCGUUCGUUGCUCGAACUGCUCCCGUUGCGUCGCAAAAGAUAAGGCUAUCAAGCGUUUCACGGUGAGGAACAUGGUCGAGAGCGCGGCCGUUCGAGAUAUCAGCGAAGCUAGUGUCUACCCAGAAUACGUGAUUCCAAAACUCUAUAUCAAAAUCGCAUAUUGUGUAUCUUGCGCUAUUCACUCGCAUGUUGUACGUGUACGAUCACGCGAGGGCCGCCGUAACCGUGCCCCUCCCCCACGCAUUCGAUGGAAAGAUGGCAAGAAGGUGAACCCUGCUGUCGCUGCUGCAGAGGAUGCCAAGGCAGCUGCCGCAGGAAAGGCAUAAGGCUGAGCGAUAUCACCACUUUGUGUUUUUCCCGCUACCGUUAGGGAGUAGGUCUCAUAGCUUUCACUUUUAUCCUGCAAAAUCUGUGCAAUUAUUCCAUCUGUCCAACCCAGGCGACUGCGAUCGUUCUGGAAUGUAGGCUGGCGGUCAUUUGUCUUGUGUGUCCCUUUUGCGUUUGCCUCUCGUUCCUUGUCUCGCAAUCUCUGUAUCCUAGUGUUGGCCUUCAUUGGGCCCCUUCCUGUUAGAGUCUCAUUUGAGUUCAUUAUUCCUCAUGCCCUUGUGUCUUCUGAUGUCGGUCGUCGUUUGCAGCCUGGUGAAUGGGUUGUCGAGAUUCUGACUGCUUAUGAGAAAUGCUCGCUCGCCACCGACGUGGAGUUUGGAGUAGCUUGCACGAUGUUGUCAUUGGUAUGCAUUGGUUCAGUGCAUAGCGCGAGGUUGUUCGCGGUGACAAUCCAGCUACCAUUUUGAC
This is a messenger RNA of Suillus discolor, 989 nucleotides long. RefSeq names its product ribosomal protein S26e. Gene Ontology annotation, cellular component: ribosome; cytosolic small ribosomal subunit. The record is from RefSeq and is a predicted model, not a curated record. The coding region runs from base 137 to 520 and encodes 127 amino acids. NCBI's taxonomy places the organism in Eukaryota, Fungi, Basidiomycota, Agaricomycetes, Boletales, Suillaceae. The transcript is spliced from 4 exons. Gene Ontology annotation, biological process: translation. Gene Ontology annotation, molecular function: mRNA binding; structural constituent of ribosome.